Fonsecaea nubica is the source of this 408-nucleotide messenger RNA. RefSeq lists its product as hypothetical. Gene Ontology annotation, molecular function: L-cystine transmembrane transporter activity. The coding region runs from base 1 to 408 and encodes 135 amino acids. Lineage: Eukaryota; Fungi; Ascomycota; Eurotiomycetes; Chaetothyriales; Herpotrichiellaceae. The transcript has a single exon. The record is from RefSeq and is a predicted model, not a curated record. Gene Ontology annotation, cellular component: vacuolar membrane; fungal-type vacuole. Gene Ontology annotation, biological process: L-cystine transport.
AUGACUCCCAGUAGCUCUCCGUUGGUGACACGACUGACUGGUGACGGGCAACCACUGCAGCUGUACACCUUGGGGUAUAUCAAGCUCGUCUGCACCUUUGUUAAGUACAUCCCACAAGCUUUUUUCAACUAUAAGCGCCAAUCGACCGAGGGCUGGAGCAUAUUGCAAAUCUUGUUCGAUCUGACGGGAGGGGUGCUGUCUGUAGCCCAGCUGACCAUCGAUGCGAGCUUUGGGGGUGACUGGAGUGGAAUCACCGGGAAUCCUCUGAAGCUCGGGCUCGCAAACAUUAGCAUGGGCUUCGACCUACUUUUUAUCGUUCAGCACUUUGUCCUGUACCGGGAACGGGAAGAGAUAUGCAAGGGCUCGGACGAGGAAAAUGACCCAGAACGACCGCUGCUCGGCCGUUGA